AUGAAUGUUGUCAGCCAUCUUGUUGUCUUCAUGACAUUCAGCCAUGAAAUAUCCUUUACAAUCCUCAUUAGGAAGUUUGGUUACUAAGUUCAGCCUGGUUUACAAGCUCCUCGAGAAAGUUAGAGGUUAAAAAGGUAAAAAAGAUCUCAAAGAAAGCAUUUUGCAGCGCGCGUUGCUGCUCCGAAAUCCUGGUAAUACACGAUGGCAACGGAAACGGCCUCUGAAUGCAAGAUCAUAGUAAAAAAGCCUGUGUUACUGAGGGUUGGAGAUUUGGCUAGCGAGUUCAGGUCUGGAGUGUCAGUUGUUGAUAUUAUUCUUCCAGGAACGAAUGCAGUACAGGUUGGAAAGCUAACAUUUAAGAACUCUUACACAGCUUCUGUAACAGUUAACCUGAAAGUUCUUGAUCAUGCAGGUGUUGAGCAAUGGAAAUGCCUUGUGAAGAACUACACUCUGAUGCCUCAUCCUCAUUUAGAAACAGGAAGCCAGGAUUUUUUUGUUAUUAAUGUAAAUAAGACUGAUGAGCAUCCUCCGCAAGUGAUAAUGAUGAGGUUGAUUCUUAGACAACCUUCCCCUCACUGGAAUAGCUUUGGUGUUGAAGAGAUAAAGUGCUUUCUACAUUCACCUAAUAUGAAUUACUCAUCAAUACCAGAAUGGCUACAUAACAGUGGAGGAGUCAAAGCAGUACAGAAUGUCUCUAACUCAGAGAAUGUGGCCUCCAGCAUACAGCAACUUUGGGCAUUAACUCAAGAGAUGAAGUCCUCAAAACAGAAUCUGUCUAUUGGUCGUUUUGAUAUUGACAGAAGCUAUGACAUCAACUUGUUAUCUUACACAUGACAGUACUACUGUGUGAUUUGCUGGCCAAUUGAAGUGAAGAAAUAUUAACCAUGUGAUGUUCUCAUGUCUGUAUUGUACCAUACAAAGUAAACAAGUAAUGCAAUGUAUCAAUCAUCUCUCUUCAACUUGAAGGCUCCAAAUGGGAGAAGCAAUCCGAAAAUUCCUACAGAUGUAAUUAUGGAUUUGGCUGAUUUUAUACUAAAGAACAACCAUAUUGAAUUUGAUUGAAAUGCAACCUCUAAAAUUUGGGACAGCUAUUAGCAAAAAAUUAGCACCAGCUUAUGCUACUUUACUUAGGGAUAAACUGGAAAGAAAAUUUGACACAAGUUUGGUUGAGCUGUAUUUUGGUUUAGAUACAUUGAUGACAUUUCAAUGGACUAGUGGCAACGAUAAAUUGAAAACAUUCUUUAAUUAUUGAAUGAUGAAUGGAUGAUACAAUAAACUUUAUGUGAGAUUGGUUAUAGGAAUAUAUUGAUUACCAAGAUGUGGAAAUAACAAAAGUGAUAGGAAAAUAGAGACAUCAAGCCUUCCCACAAGGGUCAGCAUCUGUUGUCACCCCUCCAUGAGUAAUGAGAGCAAAAUAUACAGCCUUGCCCUGAGGCGUAGUCUCUUUUGCAGCAGUUGUUUGGGCUCGUCACGCAACGCUCCCUCCCUGAUGGGGGAGGGAGCAUUUUGUGACGAGCCCAAACAAUGGCUGCGAAGGAGACUACCUGAGGUGUAGACUGAUUUUUUAUUCUAAGUGAGAAGGUACUAAGUGUAGGGUGGCACAACUGUACAGAUUUUUGGUUGCAAGAGGAUACAAACAAGACUUCAUUCCUAAACAAUUCAAUAAGUGCAAUUGAAAACUGGAGAGGAUGCAUUGAUACCAUGCCCAAUGGCAGAGUACCUAUGGUUGUCAGCUGCCCUCUUGAUUUAGGGAACAUGGUGGCUUUUUAAGAGAAUUGGAAUCCUUUUUGCUUACCUCCGAAGAAAACAAACAAACAAACAAACAACAUAUCAAUCAAAGUGUAUUUAGGGCUUUUAGAUGACUAAUUAAACUUGAAGAUUAUCUAGUACAUGUAAAAUUAGUCUCCCAGUGCUCCAAGCAGUUCAGGAGAGGAAGGAAGCAAUGUGGUGUUGAGCACUGCCAGAUGUGCAAACAUCUGAAACUAGGUGACAGAUUUAAUUACCAUAGAACCACAAACAUUUUAUAUUAUCACAGUAAUACUGUCUAUUUAAUUAAAUUACUAAAUAUUUUGCACAGGUUGUCUGGAACAAAUGGUACGUGUAGUUUGAACAACAACCAAGUUUAUAUUGCAUUUCAAUAACCACAAAUUGCACUAAAGAGCUCACUCAAGGCUCUCUGGAAUGUGGAGAAAGAGACUAUCUUCUAUUUUGAGGUCAUAACAGUCCAUGACACCAUGGUCUUGCUAUCUCAUUUCAAGUGAUAGAUAAGUGUACAAACCACCUCGGUAGAGAAAGAGGAGUAUUGGACAAACAGGCUUCACAUGAUUGAGCCACAAGACCUUAAUAAGAAUAGAUGGGAAAGAGUCUGGGCAACUGAAUUUUAAGAUUUGUCUUCAACCAUCUAUUGCUGAUGUGGGGUGUUAUUGUGAAUAGUUUAUGCUGGAACGAAGUUUGCUUAUUUACAGAAAAUUUACCACUACUUUUAAGGUGGCAAACUGAUACUCUUCGUAAUUAAAACAACGUAUAAACUUA
Stylophora pistillata is the source of this 2532-nucleotide messenger RNA. RefSeq names its product nicolin-1. Gene Ontology annotation, cellular component: nucleoplasm. NCBI's taxonomy places the organism in Eukaryota, Metazoa, Cnidaria, Anthozoa, Scleractinia, Pocilloporidae. The record is from RefSeq and is a predicted model, not a curated record.